AUGCGGGCUUGCGCCGCCAGCGUGACGCUCUCGACCACCUACCGGCGCUUUCUUUGGCUGAAGGAGUCGACAUGCGCUGUUGUCAACAACGGCAACCGAUUCCAGUGGGGCGACGAGCUGGCGUUCACUCUCGUCAUCCGCGACGCAGUGCUUGUCUUUACGGACGUCGACGGUCCCCAAGCGCAGGAAUUGGGGCUACGCUCCGGCGACGUGCUCCGGUUCAUUACCAUGGCCGAGAAGGUCGUCGCUCCGGACGCGAUACUCAAGGUCUUGUCGGCGUGGACGGGCAUGGAGGCUCUCUACAUCGCCAUCGGCACGCCCGACAACGAGAUCAGCGAAGUCGCAAAAGGUCGGAUGUCAACCUGCAAGGGGAAAACAGCCGUCGUCUCCACGGGAUGGUACUGCAAAAGCGAAGACCGCCUCAAGGUUGGCGAUCUCCUACGCAAGUACAAGAUGCGCAAGCGAGGUGCACACACCUGGUUCGAGAAGGUCGUCAAGGUGAAGAAGUUCCAUCUGUGGUAUGGUGAAGAGGACGACGAAAGCAACACCAAGACUCCCGAUUACUUCUACACAGCCGUGCACCACGACGAGAUUGCUGCCCUAUACGCGGCUUGGCUGAAGUCGGCCGACUGCAAGUGGAUGUUCCCCAACGGACCCCCCAAGCGGGUUUUGAAGCGCAAGGCGCUCGAAGAACGCCCCGAGUCGGCAUCGAAGCGCAAGGCGACCGCUGCGACACCGAUCGACCGUCUGAAGCGCCAGAAGAGCCCAAAAGGCGAAGACGCCUCCAAGAAGGUGGACAUGGUCGCAAAGGUCACCGUUCUGCUCUUUUGCGCAGGAUUUCACUUUUGGCUCGAGGUCGUUGAAGACGGGAUUGCCUACAUCCUUGAUUCCAUGCCUGGCAACACCAACGACGGCUUCCGUCGCUGCUGCACGCAAGGUCACCAGGCGAAUUUCAAGGUAAAGAGCGUCAAUGUCAAGAAGCAAACCGGCGGGAUCGACUGUGGCCUCCACCUGUUGGGCAACCUCGACGAAGACGAGAGUUCGAUGAAGGACUUCAAAUCGGUCAAGGGCUUCAUCAGCCGUGCCGCAUUACGCGUCAAGAUUCACGAUCUUGCGCUGCUCGAAAUCAUGGCACUAGAGACCAAAUACUGGGGUCUUCAUGGUCCGACGAACAUCUACCGUCCAUGUUUUACGGAAUCCAAGCUGUCAGCAGCCCAGAUCUCGAUCUCUUGGGUUUGCAAGCCCGGGGCGGUCCUCAAGUCCAAGGAUAAGAAGAGUACCCUCAAGGACAACACGCUCGUCGAGUUUAAACGCAACGACGAGUACUUCCAGCGUCUAAAGCCCUACAAGAGCGACUACACCGAAGAGCAGUGGCUCGAGCUCGAAGAAAUGCAUAAGUAA
This is a messenger RNA of Saprolegnia parasitica CBS 223.65, 1401 nucleotides long. RefSeq lists its product as hypothetical. The transcript has 7 exons. Lineage: Eukaryota; Oomycota; Saprolegniomycetes; Saprolegniales; Saprolegniaceae. Bases 1 to 1401 code for a protein of 466 amino acids. The record is from RefSeq and is a predicted model, not a curated record.